AUGCAGUCAACCUUAACUGUCUCACAAUGUUCGAGGCUGUUCUUUAUACAACAUGGUGUAAAAAAGUAUGCGAGAGGUUUUCGAAUGUCAGCUGCAAGAUGCAGCAAGCUCCAAGACAUUUUCUUGUCGAGAGAAGAGUUUGAAACGAGACAUAUCGGACCACGAGAGCAUGAACAAGCCGAAAUGCUCAAGGUCCUUGGGAUCAAGUCAUUGGAUGAAUUAACGGAAAAGGCGAUCCCAACAAAUAUUCGGCAUAAUAAAGAAUUAAAUAUUGAAAAGCCAGUGAGUGAAUUCGAUCUAAUUAAGCGAAUCAGUGCAAUCGCAGAUAAAAAUGAAAUAUGGAGAAGUUUUAUUGGCAUGGGAUAUUACAACUGCUGUAUUCCUCAUACUAUAAUGCGAAACAUCUUUGAAAAUCCUGGAUGGACGACGCAGUAUACACCUUAUCAACCAGAAAUAGCACAAGGAAGACUGGAAAGUCUUCUGAAUUAUCAGACGAUGAUAUGCGAACUGAGCGGUCUUGAGGUCGCAAAUGCCUCGCUCCUGGAUGAAGGUACUGCCGCCGCCGAAGCUCUUGGCCUCGCUCAUCGAUUUACCAAGCGGAAACGCAUCUUCGUCUCGGAUAAAGUACAUCCUCAGACGAUCAGCGUCAUCGCGACACGUGCUGCCUCCCUCAACCUCGAAUUUCAGCUCGGUGACAUCUUUGAAGUUGACACAACCCGUAAGGAUGUGGCCGGCAUCCUCAUCCAAUAUCCUGACACUACUGGCGCCAUUUGCGACUUUACCGAUCUCGUAGAGAGGGUUCAUGCCGAUGGCACGCUGGUCUGCGCUGCGGCGGACCUUCUUUCGCUGGCGAUCGUCAAGCCUCCCGGGGAGUUUGGCGCCGAUAUCUGCGUGGGAACGAGCCAGCGAUUUGGCGUUCCCCUUGGUUAUGGAGGUCCUCACGCCGGUUUCUUUGCCUGCCGGCAGAAGUUUGUGCGGAUGAUGCCAGGGCGCAUGAUCGGCGUUACCCGAGAUUCGCAAGAGCGCACGGCUUAUCGUCUGGCCCUGCAGACGCGCGAGCAGCAUAUACGUAGGGAUAAGGCUACGAGUAAUAUAUGCACUGCCCAGGCCCUACUCGCCAACAUCUCUGCCAUGUACGCGGUGUAUCACGGACCCGUGGGAAUCAAGAACAUCGCCAAUCGCGUUCACAAUUUAACCCUCGGUCUCGCAGAGGGACUUAAGGCCGACGGGCACGAGCUCGUUAGUCAGUGGUACUUCGAUACCAUUACCCUCAGGCCAAAACUGUCUAUCGAUAAGGUUAGGAAGAACGCCGAGGCGGCCAGGAUCAAUCUGAGGUAUAAUGAAAAUGGCACUGUGGGAUUGUCCUUGGAUGAAACGACAAAAGUCGAUGAUGUGAAUGAUCUUUUUAAAGUUUUUUCAACCGAUACGACAAUGGAAAAAGUUAUAGAUAGUGACCUCAUUAAAGGAAAAAAUUUGAGUAUAUCUCCAUUUCAUCGAAAAAGUUCUUAUCUAAGCCAUCCAGUGUUUCAUUCAUAUCAUUCAGAAACGAAAAUCGUUAGAUACAUGAAGUCCUUGGAGAACAAAGAUAUUUCAUUAGUACACAGUAUGAUUCCGUUAGGCUCCUGCACAAUGAAAUUGAAUUCAACGACGGAGAUGAUGCCGUGUAGCUUUAAAAAUUUUACCGACAUUCAUCCUUUCGUGCCUCCGAAGCAAUCCAAGGGUUAUCAGCAGAUAUUUGUUGAACUGGAGCGCGAUCUAUGCGAGAUCACGGGCUAUGACAACAUAAGUUUUCAACCAAAUAGUGGGGCUCAAGGCGAAUACGCGGGUCUUAGAUCAAUACAGUGUUACCACGAGUCCCGGGGUGAUAGUAACCGAAAGGUCUGUCUGAUACCGGUAUCCGCCCAUGGCACGAAUCCGGCCUCAGCUCAAAUGGCCGGCAUGACGGUCAAACCAAUAAAUGUGAGAAAAGAUGGAUCCAUCGAUGUCGAACAUCUUAAGGCGAUGACGGACAAAUUCAAGGACACUCUCUCGUGUUUAAUGAUUACGUAUCCAUCGACGAACGGCGUGUUUGAGGAGACAAUCGGCGACGUUUGUGAACUUGUUCAUAAAGCCGGUGGUCAAGUUUAUUUAGAUGGGGCGAAUAUGAACGCGCAGGUAGGACUCUGCAGACCUGGCGAUUAUGGCAGUGACGUAUCACACCUCAAUCUGCAUAAAACAUUUUGCAUACCGCAUGGCGGUGGAGGCCCUGGAAUGGGUCCGAUCGGUGUCAAGAGGCACUUGGCGCCAUUCCUGCCCAGUCAUCCUAUCGUUAAUCCAAUUACCGGCGAAAUCAAGGUGAGUCGAGGAGUGGGCGCAGUAUCCGCGGCACCCUACGGCUCUUCCGCGAUACUUCCCAUCUCUUGGGCUUAUAUAAAGAUGAUGGGGCCCGGGGGAUUGCGCAAAGCAACACAGGUUGCUAUCCUCAACGCCAACUAUAUGAGCAAGCGACUCGAGAAAUUCUAUAAGAUCUUGUAUAAGGGCAAGGCCGGCUUCGUCGCCCAUGAAUUCAUUCUCGAUAUUCGAGAUCUGAAAAAGAGUGCCAACAUCGAGGCGGUGGACAUCGCCAAGAGGCUCAUGGACUAUGGCUUUCAUGCACCUACCAUGAGUUGGCCAGUGGCUGGUACCUUUAUGAUCGAGCCCACCGAAUCCGAGGACAAGACCGAGCUUGACCGAUUUUGUGAUGCUUUUAUUUCUAUUAGACAAGAAAUUCAAGAUAUUGAAGAUGGGAAGUUAGAUGCCAAUAUUAAUCCACUUAAAAUGGCACCUCAUACACAAGAGCAAGUUAUUUCCGACAAGUGGGAUCGACCUUAUUCUAGAGAGCUUGCUGCCUUUCCAACCCCUUCUGUGAAAGGAAGUACGAAAAUGUGGCCUACAGUCGGUAGAAUAGACGAUAUUUACGGUGACACAAACCUAUUUUGUACCUGUCCACCGAUUUUCUCUGAACAAUAAAUUAACAGAAUGUACAUAGUAAUUUAUUAUUACGAUUAGCUAUGUUUUACAUAGUUACAUCUUAAAUUUUUUUUAGGUUGCACCCACAAGUUAAAAUAUCUGUAAAUAUUAUCUUUAAG
This is a messenger RNA of Ceratosolen solmsi marchali, 3107 nucleotides long. RefSeq names its product glycine dehydrogenase (decarboxylating), mitochondrial. Gene Ontology annotation, molecular function: glycine binding; pyridoxal phosphate binding; glycine dehydrogenase (decarboxylating) activity. Bases 1 to 2988 code for a protein of 995 amino acids. Gene Ontology annotation, biological process: glycine decarboxylation via glycine cleavage system. Gene Ontology annotation, cellular component: glycine cleavage complex; mitochondrion. Lineage: Eukaryota; Metazoa; Arthropoda; Insecta; Hymenoptera; Agaonidae. The record is from RefSeq and is a predicted model, not a curated record. The transcript has 11 exons.